This is a messenger RNA of Salvelinus namaycush (lake trout), 2123 nucleotides long. Its product is annotated as heme transporter hrg1-A-like. Gene Ontology annotation, cellular component: plasma membrane; lysosomal membrane. NCBI's taxonomy places the organism in Eukaryota, Metazoa, Chordata, Actinopteri, Salmoniformes, Salmonidae. The record is from RefSeq and is a predicted model, not a curated record. The coding region runs from base 1 to 435 and encodes 144 amino acids. The transcript is spliced from 3 exons. Gene Ontology annotation, molecular function: heme binding; heme transmembrane transporter activity. Gene Ontology annotation, biological process: heme transport.
AUGGGGUUCAAUAAGACGUACAUCAGUAUCGGGUAUGCCGCUUUUGGCAUGCUUAUAGGAUUCUCUGCGUUUAUCGUGUGGAACAUCGCGUACAAACAAUCAUGGACAGCUGCAAUGGGAGGAUUAUCAGGUGUUCUGGCUUUCUGGGCCCUCAUCACCCACAUCAUGUACUUGCAGGACUACUGGCGCACCUGGCUGAAGGGCCUCAAGUUCUUCCUCUUCAUGGGUGUCUUCUUCGCCCUUCUGGCAGUGGUGGCCUUCAUCACCUUCCUCUCCCUCGCCAUCACCAACAAAGAGUCACUGACUGACCCGAGGAGCCUGUUCCUGUCGGGCGUGUGGAGUUUAAUGACCCUGAAGUGGUCCAUCCUGCUCGCCCUCUACUCACACCGCUACCGCAAAGAGUUUGCUGACAUCAGCAUCCUCAGUGACUUUUGAUAAGGGCCAUUGAACCCCUCUAUAGUGAGGGAAUGAGUACCAUGAUCUCCACCUAUGCCCGCGCCUCCUCGUUUAGGUUACCCGCUCUUUUCCUAUGUCUGUGAAAUCAAAUCAACGUUAAUUUGUCACGUGCACAGGAUACAACCGGUGUAAACAGUACAGUGAAAUGCUUACCUGCAAGCUCUUCCUUAACAAUGUAGUAUUCAAUAUCAAAGGGAAAGAAAUAGAAAAUCCACAAUAGAAUCUUAAAAAGCUCACAGAAACAGGGAAUGCUCAGCGCCUGCUAGCCAGUCUAUCCACAAGUUCAUCCCUAUUUUAUACUGUUUAUGGAUUUUUACUGUCUUCCUAUACAUAUGUGACACUCUUUUCUGUGUUCCUGUCGUAUGUCCUCUGAAGUUGUUUUAGUCAUAUGCCAAUAUCUCUCUUUUUAUGAGAUUAGGGGUUCUUAUUUGAUGAAUUUGUAUCUAAUCCUUGAUGAUCAUGUACACCUGUGCUUAUAUACCUAGGAUGUUUUUUACUAUAUCUUUAUAUAUAUAUAUAUAUGGUACAGAAUUGAUUUCCAUUCUCUUGCCACAAGGGGGCGUCACUCCAUCAAAUGCGUUGGCUGUUGGGAAAUGUUUUUGUUUUUAGAUGUAAGCCUAUCUCAGAUUUCAUCUCAGUGUAGUAUAACUGUACUCUACCUGCACAAAUCAUAGAUCAUCAAUUCUAGACAACAAUAGGACACAUCACAGGCAUGUUUGGGAAAUCCAAGUGCUCGGAUUUUAAUAUGACUGUUCUGUGUUAUCCGUUUUUGCACUUUGUGCUUGGGUUCACAAAAACUUACUGUCACCUGUAGUCAGUAUAUGUGACGAAGCCACUACAUUUAGUUUGUUGGGUCUCAACACUAUUUGGAAACACUUUACUUAAUGCGGACAGGUAUAAUGCAUUUUUUAUGUAAGACUUAUCAUAAGACUUGUUUGACCGGGGGGGUCCCCCCCCCCCCCCCCCCCCCUUAUAAAGUCUUAUAGCAUUAUACCUGCCAGUGUUAGCCACUUUCACAGCAUCCCACCACCACUGACUGUAUAAAAUGACUAUAUGAAGAAAGAUUGUACUACCAUCCCAUAAUGUAAGAACAACUGCUUUUACAACAGUUGCAAAUUAAUUUCAAAUGUCUCUUUUUAGUACUCGUUGUAUUUGAAUGGAGAUAUUUCGUAGCAUUUUUAUUAUUUCCAUGAUGGGAAGUUGUCAACAAAGUGAACGAAGACCAAACCAAUGAUGUCCCAAGUGUGAGAAGGACCAUUGGAGCUUAAUAAUAUGAGCCUUUGACCAAUUUUAUUCCGGUAAACGCUUUGGCUCCCAACACGAGGACCCGAGUCUGAAAAGGUACUCUACUCCCUAUAUAGUGCACUACAGACGCACCAAGGACUAAUUACGUGAAUGCUUCAGUAAUCAUAAACAUUUGUUUGUUGCUUCUCAGAUCCAAAAUAUUGGUGAUCAUCAUACUGCUGCCUGUGGAGAUUAAUGUGAUCCUGUUCUUCCUUUUUCCUUUUUAAAAGUCUGUUGUUUCUAUGUGAACUACCACAUCUAGCAUAUUGUAAUAAUGAAACAUGAAAUGAUGUAUAUCCACUUGCGUGUGUGUAGGAAUGUAUGUCUGUUGUACAGGUAUGUAUGUGAGAGCCAUAUUAAUAAAAUAUAAUUGUAGGACAGCC